Messenger RNA from Penicillium canariense, 2424 nucleotides. RefSeq lists its product as uncharacterized. Bases 1 to 2424 code for a protein of 807 amino acids. The transcript is spliced from 2 exons. The record is from RefSeq and is a predicted model, not a curated record. NCBI's taxonomy places the organism in Eukaryota, Fungi, Ascomycota, Eurotiomycetes, Eurotiales, Aspergillaceae.
AUGCCCCUCUUUAAGAAGUCCAAGUCGCCGUCCAAUCCAUCCACCCCUGCUCGUUAUCCUGCCCGCUCGGCUGAGCAACUGGUCCACCCCGCGUUUGUGGCUCCACCAGGCCCCAACACCGCCAACGCCAGCAACCACAACCACAACCAUAACCACAACAGCCACCGUGACGACUACACGGACCACCGCAUUUCCGACUACCGUAUCGGUAACGACGGGUCGGGCUCGAACCCACCAACGUGGCCUCCGCCACCCCAUCAGCAUCCGCAUCAGCAUCCACAUCAGCAUCCACAUCAGCAUUCGCAUCAGCGUUCACCUCCGCUUCAAGAACCCACGCAAUCCUCCUUGCACCGUUCCCAGAGCCAGCGUCAGCCCCACCUGCAACAACGCGACCGACCGACCGUCGCCCCCGAGGAUCCGCAGCCUCGUCGCACCAGAAAGGGCUUAUUUGUGCGGCCGUCGUCCGGCUUCCUCGAUCGCAGUCACUCCGUCAAGGGGAAGACCGUCUCCCAUCCAAUCUCUCAACCGACCUCACCGCAGCACCCGCCUCCCCACCACUCCCUGGCCGACACCACCGAGGAGGAUCAGUACACCCCGCACAGCUACUCGGACGACCCGGCUCCAGUGUCGAACAGUCACUCCUAUGAGCCGCGGUCUGCCUCAAUAGCCUACCAGGAACAACAUCACCCGCAGCCGCAGCCGCAGAUCCAGCGUUCUUCACGCGACAACCUCGAGUGGCCCCCCCCGCAGCCACCGCAGCAGCAACCGCAGCGCCUCCCCCAUCAUCAGCAGUUCCAACGCCCCCUACCAUCCCCUCUCGAGCGCUCCAGCGCCGAGCCAAGCCUGUUCGAGCAAAACAGCAGCCGACCAUCGCCCACCGACGCGCCGCCCGAGUCACCUCGCUACACUCCAGAUCAACAGGGCCACCGGGGCCAGCCCCAACCGCGCAUCCAGCAGGAUCUGGUAUUCAUUUCCCGGCCCCCUUCCCGGCAGACUAUCGAGCCACUUUCCCCAGUCCGUCAGCAGACCCAUCCUGACGCCAUGCAGCAGGCUUCCGCACCGGUGCCACCGCCUCAGGGUCAACAACAACAACAACAACAACAACAACAACAACAACAACAACAACAACAACAACAACAACAACAACAGCAGCAGCAGCAGCAGCAGCAGCAACCACAGCAACUACCUCCUUCGAACGACCGGCCCCCGGGCGAUUCCAGCCGACGGGGCAGUACGGUUCAGACCAUGCCGGAACCGGGACGGGCCACUCCAACCGGAACUCGGAUACGCGAUGACGCUGGCGAAAUUGAUGUGCGAGCAUUGCUGCAGAAACAUGAAGAGUUGCAGACCAAAUAUUCCAAGGUGAAGCGCUACUACUUUGACAAGGAAGCCCAGGUGCAGCAUCUCCAGAACACGGUGGCGCAUCAGCGUAUGGCCGUGUCCCGUACCGUGCUCGACGAUAACGAAUAUGCAAAUCGGUUUCAACGAUUGGACGGGGCGAUCAAGGACUUGGCAUUCUCCGUUCGCAAGGACUGGCGCGCCAUUCCGUCAUGGCUACAGGGCCUGGUGACGGAUGAUGCGACGGCGGUGGGGACCAAGGAGAUGACGGCGGUGGGCCGGGCUGUGAUCAGUCGGUGGUUGGUGGAAGAGGUCUUCCAGCGACACUUCCAUCCGGGCCUGGAUCCCGCUCUAAGUAUUCAGCUGAAGAGCAUUGAGAUGAACUUGCGACGACAGCAGACGCGACCGGCCACGGACGAAGACCGCGAGAACGCGGUGGUGCGGCUCUCGAACUGGCGCCGGACGACCUUUGAUGGGCUUGGUGACACCCUUUCCACACCCGCCGCCCAAGAGCAUCGCGCAGAACUGGUCGAGCACUCCAUUGCGGAGCUUGCCUCCUUCCUGAGCGGCCAAUUGCAUGACAAUGCCCUCCCGGGCUUGGAGGCGGGCGUGCGGAUGAUUAUUGAGAACACCAUCAACAUCACCGAGAAAAUCCCGCUCGAAGCCCGCGACGUUCAUGUGGAGUACUUCCCACCCAACAUCUCCUUUGUCGAGAGAUACAUGAAGGUGGAAGGCGGCCUGCCCCCUCUCACACACCAGCCCCCACCACCAGCAGACCACGCACCCGACGAGUCCGCCGCAGUGGAGGAUGACUCCUCCCCUGGCUCCAACUCCACGGGGGCUGGAGAUAUCGGUUCUCCGCCCACAUACAAGCCGCCCAAGAAAUCGGUUUUCGGCGCCCUGAUGGGCCGCAAACCCGAACCCACCCGUCCCCCGGCCGGGCCUCAACACGAGGAGAAACCCGCAACCGCCGAGGAACGCGAGACCCCGACACGCAUCCGCUUCGCAUCGUUCCUAACCGUCGAGGUGCGCGGCAAGGGUUCGCCGAUGGUCCUGGUCAAAGCGCCCGUGUGGAUGAUAGAGUGA